Messenger RNA from Dendronephthya gigantea, 732 nucleotides. RefSeq lists its product as uncharacterized. The record is from RefSeq and is a predicted model, not a curated record. The coding region runs from base 71 to 601 and encodes 176 amino acids. The transcript has 2 exons. NCBI's taxonomy places the organism in Eukaryota, Metazoa, Cnidaria, Anthozoa, Malacalcyonacea, Nephtheidae.
GCUCACACAUAAAGAAAUAAGUCGAAUAAGCAGAGAGGUUGGGCUUGACUGGGACGGUCUGGCAGGACUCAUGGAUAUUCCGUACUAUGAAAGCGAAGAGAUUAGAUUCAACUGCACGAAAUUUUCUUCAAGAGGUGAACAAGUUCUCCUACUUUUCAAUGAAAGCCACUCGUUUGAUCGGCGUAUUUUCAAAAGGUGUUUGGAUGAAUUGGGACGAAAAGAUUUGAAAGACAUGCUGCUUCCGAUGGAGAAUGAGGAUGGAACUGAAACUACAUUAUCAACACAGACGCAAGGUUUUCUGGAAGAACAAUUGGUAACAACACCUCUUUCACCUCGAGAAUUGUACAGACUGAGCCGGCGUGUUGUGGACUGGAACUGUCUUGCUGGUCUAUUAAACAUUCCAGCUGCCGAGAGGAGCAACAUUCGAUCUUGUGACAGAUAUUAUGAUGACCGCAGUCGAGCUGAGAAGAUAUUAUCAAUUUUCAACCGUAGAGAAGAGUUUUCACGGGAGCAGCUAGCUCGCUGCUUGGAUGAAAUCAAGCAGAAUGAUUUGAUAGGACCAAUUUUAAACGGAGAUUGGAGGACCUUGGUCAUUCCAUGAUCUUCUGGUUGAGUUAUUAACAGUAAAACACACACAACUUUGAGCCCAGACUAAGGGUUUUUUUUAAAAAGGAAUUUUGCGCGUUUCAGAUAAAUAUCCCUGGCUUUUUGGUACAUGGAAAAGCGACUAUC